This is a messenger RNA of Closterium sp. NIES-67, 3920 nucleotides long. The record is from the annotation of a GenBank genome assembly. Lineage: Eukaryota; Viridiplantae; Streptophyta; Zygnematophyceae; Desmidiales; Closteriaceae.
AAAUCCGCAAAGCACGCGCGGCCAGGCUCUCUCGCGACACCACCGCAGCUUGUAUCCCAGCACCAAAACCCAGGACCGCCCUGCUGCUGCCCACGACGAGCCAAAUGUCCCAGUCACUGCUCCCCGAAAGACGUUCUUUCCCGCAGCAAGCGCGGCAGCAGCGGCGGCAGCGGUGGCGGCGGCGGCAACGAGCCUACAAUCGACGGUGAUGCUCACGCCCCUAGGGAUCCUCGCGCUGUCGCCGCAAACAGACCCGACCAGCUGCAACCCCACUGAGUCCGCCGGUCCGGAGUCCCCUUGGGAGAACACCGGGGUGGUAGUUAGCGAGCAGGCGGAGGCAGCGCGGGAAGCGGAGGAGCAGGAGCUGCGGGACAUCUGCAGCAUGCUGUUCGCGGCGGGCGCGCGGGAAGCGGACUCGCUCUUGCAGGGUGCGCUCGCAGGGGGGCUCACGAGACGGCCGUAGCUGCCAGCGGUCGUGGCUGGGAAGUCCCGGGAGCUCAGUCAGGGGAAGCACGCCCGCAGCAGCACGCAAUGCCUCAGCAUCCAUUGCCGCCGCACGCAUCACCGCAGCACGGAUUCGCUCAGGAUAUAGCAGUGGCAACGCAGGAGGCGGCGAGGUGGGUAAAUGGCAACGAGCCCCUCGCCGCUCAGCCGCGGACGCCCGCCAGCGCUGCCACUACCAAGUCCCCACCGGGAACCUUCAAGCAGCCGCAGCCUCGGGCGCCGAAGGCGGAGGCCCUCUGCGGCAGUGGCAUGGUGGUAACGGUGCGCUGGACUUCCGAGCAGCUCCAAGGUGAUAAUCUCCAGCACACCAUGGCGCAGCUCCGAACCCUCUAUGCCGGGUCUUCGUCAUCGUCACAAGUUGGGCCAGCAGCAGCAGCAGCAGCACCAGCAGCAGCAGCAGGAAUACUACCAGGUGUUCAGCUCAACGUCAGCUCUGCUGUCGGAACUGCUUGUAUCGGAGCCAGUGGGGGCAACACUGCAGCACUGCUACCUGCGUUCAGGAUCCCGGCAGACGCAGCACUCGCUCCCACCAUGGUCGACCGGGCAGGAAGCUUAUCGAGCCCGCUGCAGUCGGCAGUAGCCCUUACUAGUAUGUCUAGCAGGCUCUCGGGUGAAACGAACCUACGAUAUCCUGACCCAUUACGAGGCUUCGGCGGGGAUUUUAGCGAGACUGGGGCGUGGCCGGAGCUCUUGGCGGGACAACUGCCGGUUUGGAAGCCUGCGAAUGUUGCUACAGCUCGCGUGAAAGUCGACGGCUUUCCUGGAUUUUUCCCGCGACCGGCCGCGCCGUGGGAUGGGCUGCGAUGUCUGGUGUGCGGCGCGGAGCUAAGCGAGCAGAACACGACAGGGGCUAGAGGGUUACCGGAACACGUGGGGCCUCAGGGCUCGGGGGGGCGACGAUCGGACUGCGAGUGCACGGGUGCAACGAGUGCCUUCCGCUGCUCGUUCCGAGGUAUUACAGGAGCGUAGAGCGGGAGAAGGCGCGGAACUCACCGAGUGGAGUUGCUCCUGCCGGUGGCUUGGGAGGAAGGCAAGAGCGCGGAAGGGGGGCAGGAGGAGAUGCGGAUAGAGGAGGAGAUGCGGAUAGAGGCGCUGGGAAACCUACAGGUUCAGGUGCUCUUGGUGGUGAAACGCGGGAGGAUAUGGAGCAGGUGGGUGUGGGAGUUGGAGGGGGGAAUGUUAUGUGGGAGAUAGCCAGGGAGCGAGUGAAUGUGGAAUUUGCAAGGAACGUGGAGCACGAGGGGAGGGUCAUUUCGCCUCAUCGUGACAAAUUACGCGUUGCUGAAGGAGACGUGCAUGCGACUCGGAAUGCCCCAGCGCUUAGCGAACCAGGAUGCGAAAGCGAGCUGCGCUCUUCGCGGUCGUCGUCUGCGAAUGGGCUUCGUCGUUCGCGCAAUUCGCCCGAUGCCGUGAGUUCGCAUGACGCUGAGGAAGUAGCUCAGGCGGAUUUGAAACGAAAGCGCACCUAGUUGCGAAAGAUCUGACGACGAUGUAGCGACAAACGUGCAAACUGUAACAGCUGCGGCUGAAUUUGAAUAUUUGAACAUACAGGUUGAAAUUGUGCAAAGACUACGUUACGUUACAACAGUUUUCGUUACUUCGCGAGCCGCCGCCUGAAGCAGCAGCCUAACCAGAACCACAUUUCAAUUUUCAGAUCCAUCCACCUUGCCUCUUUUCAUCCCACCUCCGCCGCACCCACAAUCGUAGUUCUCUAAAAGCUAGGGUUUCUAUCUAGGGAACAGUGUCGUCCUAGGGACUGUCUAGUUGCUUGUCCCGCUAACGAGCCUUCGAUUCGAACACCAAGUAGCCAUGUCGCGGCCAUACAGUCCCGAGCGGGGUUACAGCCCGGAGCCGCGGUCGAGGGCCCGGCGGGCGAGGUCCCCCGCCGGACAGAGACAGGAGCCGCAGCCCGCCGCCGUACAGACGGGGACCGCCGCCGCGGAAAGAGCGCGUCAGCCUGCUCGUUCAGGAACAUUCCGAGAGAUACCAGGCCAGAGGAUCUGCGCGUGCCUUUUGAGCGCUACGGACCGAUUAAGGAUGUCUACCUUCCGAAGGACUACCCAUACAGGGUGUGUUAAUAUGUCCAUGUCUCUUAAUUGGACCGAUCGACCUGUGCGAUUGGUAUGCUCUCUUGCUUUGUUUUGUAUGGUUCUCUGUGUGCCCAAACCUCCUGAGAAAGCUUAUGCUGCUUGCCACGCCGCUCAAUUUUAAGCUUUUGCGGGUUUUUGGGAAUUACGGCAGGGAAGGGAAGAGGCAAAUUGUUAUUUGGUCAAGCUUUCAAGUCUCAGAAGUUCGCAAGGCUGGAAAGAUGAGCUUGAAGCGAAGCCAAGCGAAGCCAAGCCAAGCCAAGCGAAGUUACGGAGUUACCAGGAAUUAAUUCUUGCUGAUUUGAAGCGAAACCUAGAAGGGCAAUCGAAGAGAGGAGAGGCUUGCACAAGCGAAGUGACACGAAGGGCCAAGCCAUGCAGGGUCGAUGCGUUCGGUUCAUGGCGGUUCAUGGCGGUUGAGGCGUGAAUCAAGGACGUCAGAGGCAGGUUGCAUGUCACGAUUUGACAUGGCAGGUUGGUGGUGGGAUGUUCAUUGUCACACUCGCCUCUCGUGUUCCUCGUUUCUUUCUUUUUUCUCCUCUUUUCCUUAGCAGCCUUCUCCCUCUCUCUCCCUUCCUUCACUAUCCCUCGUUCUUACCAUGUACUACUCUGCAACAUUUUUUUACUUGCGCUGACUCCUUCAUACAAGCUGCUGACGAGCUUCUGCUUGCGUUCUCUCCUCUCGUUUGUCGUGACUGUCGCAGGGAACCACGAGGCUUCGGAUUUGUGCAGUUCGUGAACAUGGCGGACGCGGAGGACGCGCAGUACGAGCUGGACCGCACCAACUUCAACGGCCGGGAGAUCACGGUGGUUUUCGCGGAGGAGAAUCGCAAGAAGCCCGACGAGAUGCGCACGCGCGAGCGGUACAGCGACCGGGACCGGCCAUCAUACGGAAGACGUCGGGGGCUAUUCGCGGUCGCGUUCUCGCUCGCCUCCCCGGUCGUCGCUCCUCGUACUCGCCUCCUCCCGCCGUCGCUCUCGCUCUCCUCCCCCCGCCGCAGCGGCCCUCCCCGCAGGUCCCCCAGCUGCUCCAAUGACGACCGCAGCUACAGCCGCUCGCCCUCUCCCCGCGGCCGUGCGCGCUCCCCGCCCCGCGGCCCACCUUCCAGGGGCCCAGCUGGCAGUGGAGGGGCAGGUGGGGUAGGCAGACCUGCCAGGGAGGACUAGAUGACAGGGACGGUUGACCGAGUCAGUGCGGGUGGUCCAGUGCACUUUAUCCACUGUUGGGACUGGAAAAUCUAGGGAGAUGUGGAGAUUGUAUGUGAGGGUUGCAAAUAGUUCUGUGCAAUGUUUGUGUCGGCUGAGGUUGCAUAAAUGAGUUAGCUUUUG